Molecule: messenger RNA, 716 nt
Organism: Vigna radiata var. radiata (mung bean)
Lineage: Eukaryota; Viridiplantae; Streptophyta; Magnoliopsida; Fabales; Fabaceae
Product: snakin-2
Exons: 4
Coding region: 88-426 (112 amino acids)
Source: RefSeq, a predicted model, not a curated record
CACUACCCUUUUGCCUAUAUAAAUGGUAGCAUGUAGAGUGAGCAAAUCACUAACACUCUAGCAUUUGGAGAUACAAUUUCUUCUGCAAUGGCAUUACGCGAGCUUCUACUGCUGGGGAUAUUGCUACUGGUUUGUGUUGCCAAGGUUUCAUCUGAUGUUAACACAGAAAAAGAAGAACUUGGGUUUCCUGAUGACCCUCUUACAGUGAGAGACGGGAACAGAAGGGUAAUGCAAGAGAUAGAUUGUGGAGGGUUGUGCAAAAGAAGAUGCGGUGCUCAUUCAAGGCCAAACUUGUGCAACAGAGCAUGUGGGACGUGCUGUGUGAGAUGCAAGUGUGUUCCACCUGGUACUUCUGGUAAUAGGGAGCUCUGUGGGACUUGCUACACUGACAUGACCACCCAUGCCAACAAGACCAAGUGUCCUUAGACCUAAAUAUCAUGUGUUGCUUUGUAUUUCAAGACAUAUCAGUCUUAAGUUAUCAUCUUAUGUUUUAAGUUAUCAUGUAAUGAAAAAACUAAGAGGUUUAGGGGUAUUUUUAUCUUUCUAUUAUAAAUUUAAUAAGGGUAAUUUAGGAUUUAUGGAUGUUAUGAGGCGUAGGAGAAAAAAGAGAGAUACAGAAAGAAGCAGCAUUCGGAAUAUGCUUCGGGUUGGAUUGAUUCGGCCUUUCAGUCUUGUUUAGGGUUUUUCUUUUUAAUAAAUUGGUUAGUAUGGAUUCA